Messenger RNA from Nasonia vitripennis (jewel wasp), 2808 nucleotides. It is a transcript of the gene kay, whose product is annotated as transcription factor kayak. Lineage: Eukaryota; Metazoa; Arthropoda; Insecta; Hymenoptera; Pteromalidae. Gene Ontology annotation, biological process: regulation of transcription by RNA polymerase II. Gene Ontology annotation, cellular component: nucleus. The transcript has 3 exons. Gene Ontology annotation, molecular function: DNA-binding transcription factor activity, RNA polymerase II-specific; RNA polymerase II cis-regulatory region sequence-specific DNA binding. The coding region runs from base 1051 to 2400 and encodes 449 amino acids. The record is from RefSeq and is a predicted model, not a curated record.
AGGGGAUUACAUUAUAUUAUUGUCACGCCGUAGUCCCCGACGACGAGGCCAUUGUCGUAUCCUCUCCCUCGUCCAUUAGCGACGAGGGCUGCGCGGCGGGGACGAGUCUAAUGGGAAAGUCGUAAAGACUUAGCCCCGGAGAGAGGGGUAUAUAGCGUCUUCUUCUUCUUCUUCUCCUCUCCCUUUGGACUAUCUUUCCGCUUCGAUGCGUUAUAUAUGUGUGUUCGUAAAACGCUACCGUGCAGCGAUUGGUUUUCCGGAGAUUGAGUGGCCGAAAGAUAACCCGACCAAUUAGCGCUUAUUCCCCCAAACAAACAAACAAUAGUCAAAAGUAUCACCGCCCACCGCGAGUCUCUCUACUUUCACUCCUCGAAGAGCCAGAAUCCAACCCCACCCGAUCGCGCAUAGGCUCCCCCCUCUCUCUCUCUCUCUCUGUCUAUUGGCGAAAAUUCGUGCGCGCGGGCUAUUUCGGUCCCUAAGACGUCUCUCUCUCUCUCUCUCUCUCUCUCUCUCUCUCUCUCUCUCUCUCUCGCAUUUUUGGGGGAGAAGCUCGCGCGUCGCGACGCCCGCGAGCGAGAGAAGUCAGUUGAAAAGAGGCGUCUGCAGGGGACGCAGCGCGACGACGUCGCCGGCGCCGACGACGAAUAACGAAAAAGAAAAACGAAGAUAAGAUAUCUAUAUCACACGACGACGACGACCACGACGAAGAAGAAGAUUAUCCAAGAUAUUAUACUCGACUUCUUCACGAAAAGCCCAUAAACGAACGAUUUUCAUCGAUUAACCGAUCCAUCUCCCUACACAUACUAACUACAACGAUCGUCCUUGCCCCCUAAUCUUCUCCCUUUCACCGCUAACUCGCUAUUUUCAUAGCCCCCAUUAUACAUUGUAACGACGAUUGAGAGAACGACCAAAAGUUUCUUCGACUAGUUUAACGACCGUAUAUAUUUAUCGUAUAUAACAACGAGAGGAAAAUCGCGAACUCUCUCGAACGACAUCGAACUUGUACGUAUAGGUCUUACGUAUCACUGUAUACUCGAUUAAGAACACGCAAUGGCUGCCAUCACAUUGGACUCCAUCGACAUCGCGAACAUCCUCGCGCAGGAACUGCUGUACCAGCAGCUGGUGUCACCUCUGGAGGGCUUGCACAGCGGCGUACCGACCCGUACCACACCGACGCUGACCCCGACGACUCUGCGCUCGAUCGAGAAUACGUUAUUCCUCGGCUUCAACGAGGAGCCUGCGUCCCACAGCCGCGAGGCCGGCUUCGUGCCACCUCUGAUCGAACCGUCCCAGCCUACGCCCACCCAGACCCAGAACAACGCGAUCCAACAGCAGCAGCAGCAGCAGCAGCAGCAGCAGCAGCAGCAGCAGCAACAACAGCAACAGCAACAGCACAACAACGUUCUGCUGGAGGUUCAGCAGCAACAGCAGCAUAAGCAACCGCACCAGCAGCAGCAGCAGCAGCAGCAACAGCAGCAGGUUCAGCAGACGCAAAUUCAGACCCAACAACAACAACAACCGGCGACUGCCACGACCAGAAGAAACAUGGGCGGAAGGAGACCCACCAGGACCGUCGGCAUGAGUCCCGAGGAGGAGGAGAGGAGACAGAUCCGCAGGGAGAGGAAUAAGAUGGCUGCGGCCAGGUGCCGCAAACGCAGGAUGGACCACACCAAUGCUCUACUAGAAGAAACCGAGGGCUUGGAACAGAAAAAGCAGAACCUCAAGGACGAGAUCCAAGAGCUGCAGCAGAUGAAGAUGGACCUGGAGCUGAUGCUCGAAUCCCACCGCACGGUCUGCCGGCUGCACUCCUCCUCGCCGCCGGACAUCAAGCCCGUGAUCGUCCUCAACAGCAAAGCCCCCACGACGAACGGCAACGCCACCGAUCUCCACGCCGACGAGUUUCACACCGACUACUCCUGCAACAAGCAGCAGCAGCAGCAGCAGCAGCAACAGCAACAGCAACAGCAACAGCAACAACAACAGCAACAGCAGCACAAUAAUCUCAACAACGGCCUACGACCGAACCGACCCAAUUCCCUCCCGGUCGGCUUCGACAACAACAACCAGCAUCGACCCACCUCGCUGCCCAUCUUCACCGAGCCGAAGCCCCGACCGUCGACCUUGCAAUUCAAGACGAUCGAGACCCCGGCCUUCAUGAAGACUGCCGCCGAAGUCGCCGGUAUCCCAAUCACCACCCCGUCCAGCGGUAUCCCCUUCAACUUCGACUCCCUCAUGGAGGGCGGCACCGGGCUGACGCCCGUCUCGACGCCCCUCGUACCCUCUUGCUCCAGCCAGCAGAGGAAUAACGGCUCGAACAGUAACUCCACUGGACACCACCACCUCUCCGCCGUCGACCUCAGCUCGCCCGAUGCCAAUCCGCCCAAACUCGUGAGCUUGUGACGCCACGAGCACCAUGACGACGACGACGCCGGCUUCGCUCUCGUCGAUGCCGGCGCCGACUUCGAGGACGACCCCGAAUGAGGAGCGCCGUUGGCCGACGUUGCCGACGCGUCCGAGUUAUUUGUUUAGUUUGCGUGGACGUUCGCGCCGCGACGAGCACUGCUCAUGCUGAUGAUGAUACACGUUGCCAUAUUAUUAGGUGUCCCUUCGCUGCGAGAGGAUUUCUUUUUUCGUAUGUUGUACACGCCGUGGACGCGACUAGACUCGCCGCAGGCUGAUCUUUUUCUCGUCCGAGCGACGAAGAUGUGUAAUAAAAAUGAUGAUGUAAACAUGUCAAUUUUUCAGUAUUGUACUUUGGAACACGAGUAAUAAAUACACGAUGUUGCUUGAACGAGCAAAAAGUUUAAA